CUCCUAGCGUUCCCGUUCGCCGUCGACCGACGCCGCAGAAUUUGCGCGCCAAUCGGCCUCUGCUCGUACCACGGGAGCACGAGUCUACUUGUACGCAAGUCCACGAGCUCAAUAUAGGGGCGCUGCGCCGGACAUUACCUAUACAUAUUAUAAUAUACAAACAACAAUAACAACGCUGAUAGCAUAGAUCGGAUAACCGAUUGCGUGCGUGACGCGUAAAGUCGUGCUACUCUCUGAAUAUAAUAGGUAACAAUAUUAUAAUAUACCACCGGCUCCUUGUGCGCCGUUCGCGUCGUACUACUACGGGCCCCCGGCAUGGAUGAGAACCUGAGCAGGGGCUACGUGGCCCUGGGAAUACGCGGCGACGUCUGUCCGUUGGCUACGCCUCCUACCGACCGCCUUGGCUUGGUUUACGCCGUAAUGUUGCUGGCGGGAGCCGGAUUUCUGUUCCCGUACAACAGGUAUAAAUAGGUACACGUCGGUACCUACCAAAAGGGUGCAUUCGGGAUUGAUUUUUUCGGGGGACAAUUUCCAUUUGGUUGGAAUAGUUUAUACAAACAUAGAUCAUUUUUAAACCUAAUUUGGGGCUCAAUUCCCGUAUACCCUCCUUCUUGUGUGUGCCUCCCUAAAGCCUAUAAGGCUCUCGAAAUUAUUCAUUGUAUCGUAAUGGUUUUAGUUAUUUACUUACCUUUGGGUGUAGGUGUGAUAAUUUUAUACCUAACCUUUUUUUCUAUAUUCGUCCACUUAAUCGUGUUUUAUCAAAACCAUCACCUUCAAAGUUUCUUUGUCAUAUCUAUAAUGUCUUUACAUAACACCAAGAUACCUAUAUACUUUAUCAUUAAUUUCCAUUUAUCUACUUUUAACCUAAAGUAGUUGCGUUUACACAAUCGACAACGUAAGUCUUAGUCUUCAGGAGAGGGGUAGGAGAUACCUAUCUAAAAUCCACCACAGCAAGAUGUCAUACCUACCUAAUCUUUUUUUUUCCUUUUUACACACGCCUAUCCGUGAUAAUUUUUGGAUUGCAAAACCGUCAGAAGCAAAUUAUUCAAUAUAUAAUAAUUGUGUAAAUAUUAAUUUUCCAUUUAAAUUGUUUUGUUUGAUGUGCAGCAAAUACCAUAAUAGUACAAAAUGUCAAAAAGUCAAAAUAUCAGAUUAUCUCAUACAGACCUAGGUAGCAAUAAAAUGUAGGACCCUUUCAUAGUAUCGAACCAUAUAAAUUAUGCUACCCCCUCCCCUCCCUAAAUAUCAAUAUUACACUUAUUUCACCAUGAUAAAGAUUCUAUGUUUUCUACACAUUCGAAAUUUGUAAUAUAUAUUUCAAUAUUAAAAUCUAUCAAUUGAUAAAGAGAACAGUGGAUCUUUAUUUUAGCAAAAUAUGUUUUUUUUUUUUUUUUUUUUACGAAUAUUUACCCUACAUUCCUAGAUUAUUUGAACAAAAAAAAAUUGUUUAUUUUCAUCAGGUGACAGGCAUAGAAAACAUGAAUUUUAGAGGUUUUUCUUCAUGUCGAAACCGCAUCUAUGUUUUAUAAUGUCCACAAUUUUUAGCUUUUGAAUAUGAAUAUCAAAGGAAGUUGUCAGCCAAUCAAACUUGUAUGUUUGUUUUUUGCCCUGUGCAUUACAACAAUCAUUAUAAUUAUUGGAAUACGUGGAUGAUUGUAAAAACCCUUAUUCUCCGAACUAAAAUAAUUAUUAUCAAAAAUGGUAAACAAUUUCAGUAAAUUUAUUUAGUUAAAGUUCAAAAAUUAUGACCUUACUUGACGUCAUAUUAUGAUGUACUCAUCACCUUUAUAAGGGUCCAUUAUAGAACAAUUAGGUACACUUAAUCAAUUGCAUAAACGCCACAAACCUUUCCGUUAUACAAUACAGUAUAACCAGUGCUCGAAUUGAUAAAAUAAAAGAAUAGGGACUACAACACAUAAAAAAAAAUUAGCGUCUCUUGCAAUUAUCGGAAUCAAUGUGGGGCUUAGCCCUCCAUAAAUCCCAUACCAAUUUUCAAACAUAGUUCAGUAAUUCAUAAUUUCUGAAAACAAACACUACCUACUACAGAGGUUAACUUUUUGCUUACAUAGUACCUACUAAUUACUAUAGUAGAUAUUAUUUAUUUUAGGUUCUAAUAUGAUGGUUACUACUAUAAUUCUAUUAUGGUGAUGUGUUUGUUCUUUUUCUGUAUGUGAACAACUUUUCUCCCAGAAAUCUUGCUCCGAUUAUCAACAAAGAGGCGAUGGUUCCUAUAAUGCAACACAAUGGUAUACAAAAAACCAUCAAUCAUAUAAAUAAUCGUUUAAUAUACCUACACCCAGGUUUGUAGCCAAUGGCGGUUUUACGGGGGGAGAGUCCAAGGGGUCUGGACUACCCUUGUCCACCAGGUUAGGAGAAUUGUGAUACCCGCUUAACGAAUUCCAAUUUCGUUUUCGGGAAUCAUAAUUAAUUCUAAAAAGUCUUUGGCAACAAAGCGAUAAUAAUCGCUUUUUGGAACUUAUUUUGUAUAUCAUCCUAGAUUUUACCGAAAUUAUUUGGUAAAUGUCCGAAUUUCGGACAUUUACCGACAGCAGUGGUAGGGUAGGCCAUCAUUUUCUUGAACGUAACUAUCUGAUAUGAAAAAUUCCGGAACGUAAAUCCCGAACCGCAAUAAUACAAAACGUACAAAUCCAGAAUGUUAAAUCACGGAAUAUAAAAUGUUCGUAAUAAUAGGUAAAAACCAAUUAUAUCGUCAAUAGCAGUUUUUAUUCCGCUGACCUUCUCUCACCCACCUCCUAGAUUUAAAAUGUUUAUCGUUCCUGUCUAUAUUGCUUACUUUUCCAAAUUUUCCAUCUACGGGAUUUUACUUUCCGGAUUCCUACAUUCCAGAAUAUUACGUUACGGAUUAUUGCGUUCCGAAUUUGUAUAGCUCUCCAUUAUAAUGUAAUAUAAUUAUAGUAGGUAUAUCUAUAUUAUAGUAUAGUAUAAUAAUUAUAAAUUAAAAUUAAAUUUAAUCAAUCUAAUUGAUUCAAAUUAAACUUUAUUUUUUUUUUUUUAUCUUGAUUUCGCUGUUUUUACUUUAGUAUUUUAAUUUUUGCUCUAUUAUUCGCUUUUUUGGAUGGAUACUGUCUUAACUACUACCUAACUAAUAACCUAACUACUACCUAGUAUCGUCUUCAUCCCAACUAUUUGGGGUAUACCUAUACUUUCUAGAAUAAAGUAAAAAGCCUUUAAAGUAUAAAUAUAGAUAUAUUUACGUACAUUAUAGUAUUUUAUUUUAUUUAUACAGUUUUGUAAUGGCUGUCGAUUACUUUCAAAUCAAGUAUCCCGAUUCAAUGGUAGUUUUCGACAUGACGAUCGUGUACAUCCUGGUGGCGUUUGUCGCGGUUCUGACCAACAAUCUACUCGUCGACACAUUAUCAUUUACUUGUCGGAUCAAUAUCGGUACUUACAAAAUGUUAUAUAAUUACAAACGGCAAUUGCUAAAACAAGGGCAGGUCAAGGGGGACACUAGGAGCAAGUGCCACUCCCGUUAUCAAAAAAAGUACUUCGUUUACUAUGAUUGUAUAAGUAUAUUUGAUGUAAAUUAUCAAAACAAGAUUUAAAUAUAUAAAGAAGUGAUACAUAAACGACUUUCCUGUUGCUUAUUGUAAAAAAAUAGGAUAAUGAUGGCAGAAUGAAAAAAUUUGAAGUUUUUACUAUUUUUUUUAUGAAACGUGUUUUUUAACAUUGGAAUAUCUUGUUAUUUUUUCAAAAUGCGUCCUUUUACAUUGUUAGUGUUAUCAAAAAUCGUCUACAUUUUUUUUAAAAAAAACGUGUGGUAUGGCUUGGAGUAUUGGUAGACAGAAAAAUAGAAAAUAAAAUGAGUAUAUCAGAGAUAAGAAUGGUUAUGUAGAUAAUUUGGGUGCCAAAAGAAGAUAGGAUAGCGAACGAGUAGAAUAGGCAUGACUUAUUAGUAGACAAAUUGUGAUGGUUUGAGUAUGUCAUGAGGAGAGAGAAAUGAGAAGUAAUAAGAAUGGUAAUGAAAAUAAACGUAAAAAGAAUGAGAGGAAGAGGAAGAUAGUUGGUAGGAUGCAAAAAUGAUAUGAGGACACUUAAAGACAGUCAGUGUAUGCGAGGUAGGAGAUCAGGUCAAGUGGAAAUUUAAGACGAGGGCGACCGACCCCAAAUAGCUGAGAAAAAGGUGGAGAAGAAGAAUGAUAUACGCAGGGUCUGUUGAGAUGCUGGAUCCGUCCUUAAUUGUGAAUUAAUUUUCGGUGAUGGUGUAAUAUUUAACACUAUAAUAUUUUAUUAUAGGUUACGGAUUGACAAUUUCGACGCUGCUGUUCGUGGGUCUCGUGGAAGUUUUUUGGGAAGGAAUAUUCGUGAUCAAAACGACGUAUUGUCUCAACCUAAUAGCCAUUUCGAUAAUUGCAUGGGGCGCGACAAGUAUCCAUAUUAUUAUAUAUUCGUUAAAUAAAAUUGAAGAGACAAGAAGUGCAUGCAUUUUUUUUAUUUUAUAGUCCUGCAGUCCAGUUUUUACGGUUACACUAGUAUAUUACCGACAAAAUACACGCAGGCCGUCAUGAUCGGAGAAAGUUCGUACUUAACAAAAUGUUGAAUAUUAAAGAAAUUAAAAUUUAUAAAAAAAAUCGGUGUUUAAUACAAUAUUUGUGUAAUAUUAAAUUACCUAUAUAAUAAUACAACGAACGGCGAAAUAAUACGUACCUACCGACUUACUUUUCGAAGGUGCUGCCGGACUUUGGGUGUCCGUCAAUCGAAUAUUCACGAAAUUGAUGUCUAGUGAUUUACGGGUGAGCACGUUCUUCUUCUUUCUAAUCAGCCACCUGGUCGUAGCCGUGUCAUGCGUGUUAUUCCAAAUGGUGCAGUCUUCCGAUUUCGUCAAAUUUUACAUUGCCCGAAGCGAAGAAUCGAAGAAAAAAAUUUCGCUGGAACCAACGGAAGAAUGUGUGAGAAUAAUUAUUGAAAAUUUCUCUUUACCCUAUAGUUAAAUAUAGUACUACAUAUCUAUCAAAUAAAUUAGUAUAUUAUAAAUAGUUAUUAUAAAUUAGUAACAAUGAUAUGGUACUAGUUUUCCCUAAACAAUUGAUUUAUUAUACAUGAAAUACAUAUUAUGAAUUUUGAAGGAAAAUGGUAUCUAUACAAUUUAUAUUCCUGUACCUAACUAUAUAGGUUUUUAAGAAGAUGGCCAAGGCCACAUUGUUACCUAUAAUAUUAGUAUCGUUUAACAAUUCUAUACUGUUUUAAAGGUGAAUUCUGAACAAUGCCAACCAGAACCAGUGGCUGAAACCAGUUUGAGCGCAGGAAAAUUAUUCAAAGACGAAAAUUUACUUAGCUUUGCAAACCCCAUGUACGACCCGAACACCAGUAAUGUGCCAACGUACAAAGUAGAAGACGUUAUGGUACACAUAGAAACGAGCAAUUCGUUUAGAUUACCAAAAUCUAACUGGUCCGAAUUUUGGACUUCGUUUAAAAGUAAGCCAAAUUCAACAACGUCUGGUCAAUUCCUUUUUUUAGAUUCUGAGUGAAACGAGAAAUGUAUUUGUUUUACAAUGAUAUUUAUUUAUUUUUUUUUUUUUUGUAAACAACUUUUUUAUCAAACAUCUUGCUUUGAUUUUUAAGUGUAGCAUUUUUCUAAAAAAAAUAUGAUCUGAGUGGUUUUCAAUUUGAUUUAAAAGUGAUUUCCCAAGAAGUUUUUCAUAAUAAACAGAAAAAACGGAAAAAUUUAAGAAAUUUAUUAUUUUCAAGUUUAUUUUUUUGUUGGGAUUCAGUUAAACAUAUUCGUAGAGACUUAAAAUUUGGAUAGAACAUUUAUAUUUAUCUUUCCUAAACGUGGUAAAAUGUUUAAAACAUUUUAGCCAUUUUUGAGCUACCUGUUUAUAGACAUUUUAAUUUUGAGAGUUUUUUACGUUAUUUUUAUUUGAUAGGUAGUAGGUACUAUGUGCAUAAAAUUGUAUAAUAUACUUCACACGAAGAUAAUAUACUCACUGUAAUACCUCCAGAGAUAAUAAAGAUAAUCAAAUUAUGUUUUUUUUAUAUAUAUAUAUAUAUAUGUAUAUUACUCAGGGAUGAGGAAUACAAAUAUUUAUAUUUCAAUUAAUUUUUAUGUUUCGGUAAAAAACUAAAAAAAUUAUUUUAAUUUUUGUUAUUUUUGAAAAAUUUGAAGAUAACCAUGUUAUAGAAUUUGUGAUUUUUAAUAAUUGUUUAAAACUCAGAGAAAAAUAGGUACCUAUAAUUUAUGAAACAGGCUAUUCGCUAAUUCAUUAUUAUUAUUAUUAUUAUUAUUAUUACAGUAUCACUAUACAGUUUUUUCACGGAAUUUUAAAAAAAUUUUAAAAAUCUUGUAUUCAAUAAAAAUAAGACAUUCCAAGUUUUAUAUAUAGUUUUAUAUAAGUUAUAUAUAUAUAUAUAUUAUAUUAGCCUAUUCUUGACGUAGUAGAAUUUUUAAACCAUUUUUGAGCUAAUUAUAAGGAUUUUAUUUUUGCAAAUUUUUCACAUAAAUUUAUUUUGUAUGGGUAUUCUGUGAAUAAAAUGGUUUGAUUAAUCAAAAAUGCUCGUGAACUUAAAAUGAGGUUCAUUAUAAUAAGGUUUUUUAAGUAGUUAAAUAAAAAAUGUUUAGCCUUGAGCGUAUAAUGUAGUAGUUUUUUAAUAAGCGUUUUAAGAUCAUAAUAUUUUGACGAAAAUAAUAAUAAUUACGGCAUUUCAAAGCAUUUAUGAAUUGAACUUCAUUUAAAAUCGUAUUUCAUUAUCAAUGUUUUAUCAUUGCUUGCAGAUAUAAAUUAAAUAACUUUAUGUAUAUCAUACCUUCUAAUUUCCCACCUACAAUAGUAAUAUCAGCUUAGCGCAGUGAUGAGUGUAUUAAUUGUACUGUUGUGUCUGUUUAUUUUUCAAUCAGAAAUAUUGUUCUGAUUUUUAAGUGUAGCAUCUGUCCUGAAUUAAAAUUGUAUCGAAUUGGUGUUUUGGUGAGGUUAUUUUUUAAUUUUCUUAAUAGUUGGAAAAUCCGGAAGAAAAUCCUAUAGAUUUUUACAAAAUCGCUAAGCAUAAAUCUCGUGUUUUAUAUUACCAAAAGUUAAAUUAUUUAUAGAAAUGCUUGCAGAAAUUAUUGUUAAUAUAUUAAACAUAUAUUUUUAAGAAAACCAUUUACAAAAUUAUUUAAUCGGUUCGAUUUUCAACAGAUGGAUACAAUAUGAGAAAGGAAGUGUCCAAAGUGAUUUGGAAACAAAUGUUGGCGAUUUUCUUGUGCUACUUCGUAACGCUCAGCAUUUACCCAGGGGUACUGUCCGAUUUGGUCAGCCCCAGAUUCGGCACAUGGAUGCCCGUACUCGUUAUGACCGUAUUCAACGUAUUUGACCUCUUAGGAAAGGUAAAUAACAAGCAUGCACCUAUAAUUUAUAAAAAAAAAUCUUAAAGUUAGAACAAUUAAUGUAAUUAGUUGAAAAAAAAUAUGUUUAUAGACUUUCACGCAGAUGACUUUAAUGGAUCUGCGUGUGACAUGAUUUUUUUUAAAUUCAUAAACGUACUUUACUGGAAAAACUCUCAUGUCAUUUCUUAUAUAUAGCCAAAUAAAAUAUAUAAGCAGCAAAGAUAACGUCAAUAUGAAUAAUACUAAACAAUUUUAAUCAAAUUAUGUAGAAAAACCUAAAUCUAAAAAAUAUGUUAAAAUAUAAUGAGAAAACAUAUUAUUAUGUUCUUCUGCACUUAGCGAUUCAUAUAGGGUAUGAUUUAUUCACCUGUAUUAUAUUUGAAUAUUAUACGUAUACCGCAGUUAUUAGGCGCGUAUACGUACGAACAAUGGGACGACAAGGUACUAAAUAGUGCCGAAAGACGUCUGUUCAUGAUUCCCGCCAUUUUGCUAAUAGUCAUCGUCCAACAUCCGUUCCACACGAGACUAAUCAGCGAGUUCCUGAUUGUGCUACAGACGACCGUUCUCGGCAUAACCAACGGCAUCACUGGCAGCGUGCCCAUGAUUUUUGCGCCGGCCAAAGUCGUCGAAGAACGGCGUGAACUAGCCGGUGAGUAUUUAUAUGUUUGGUCCAGGAAAUAAGGGUUGUCAAUUAUUUUUUUUUAUAAUUUUAUCUUAUGUAAUUUGUUUACCUUUUAUUUUUGAUCUAAAUGGCAUACGGAUAAGUUUGUGUAAGAGUAUAUAUUCUAACAAAUGUCAUACAGGAAAUUAAAAUAUCAUUAGGUAUGUGAAUGAUAUAGGUACUUUUUGUCUGGCAAAAGGGAUGAAUCAGAUAUUUUUAAUUUUUUACAUUAAGAACGCCAUAUUUGGAUUAAGCCAUUUAUCAAUUUAGCCAUUUGGUAGGUCAUUUAGUAAUAAUUUUAAAAAUGUAAUUUGAUAGUUCUAAAUUGUUUAAGAGGUACCACUAAAUAUUUCAGUUAUAUGACCUAGUAUUGAAAUAGAAUUUUCGGGGAAUGAUAGGGAGUACCCAAAUACACAUUUUCAGAUAAAUUUCAAAUUUUUAACCCUUUUGAUACGCGCAUGUGCAAUACAAGUUACUUUGUUUUAAAUGGCAACACCAUUUUUUUUUCUACAGAUUCGGAUAGUUUUUUCUAAUUACAAAAAGGGCAAAGUUAUAAUAUGUUGAAAUUUAUUAUUUACAAAUAAUCUGUUAUUGACGAAAUUUCAACUAUUUUCUAAAUUUUCUUUUCGUUAUUUAGUCUUAUUUUUUUCAUUUAUUCUUUCAAAAUAAAUUGAAGGUAAUAAAAAUUAUAAAAAUGUACACACUAUGAAUUUGAAAUUAAGAUUUAUUUAUUUGCAACUAUAGUUUUAUCAAAUACAUUUUUCAAAGUUUCCGCCAAACAUGAUUCCGAACGUUUUAAAAAUUCUCUUGAUAUGGCAGCGUUUAUUUGGUCUUCUCUCAAAUUAUUACAUGCUACUCGUAAUUUAUUUUUUAAAUCUUGGAUAUUUUUAGAAGGAUCCACAUUUACAAUAUUUUUUUAAAUGCACCCAUAAAAAAAACUAAAGUAUUUAUUUGUGUCCUAUCUGUAUACAAACAGGUAUUUCACAAUAUCGAGGAUAUUAUCAUUUCGAUAUUCUAGUAUAAAAGUUAAACAUAGUUAAAAUUUCGUCAAUUACAGAUAAUUCGUAAAUAUCAAAUUUUAACAUACUAUAACUUUGCCAAUUUUGUAAUUAGAAAAAAACUUUUUAUAUAAAAAUUGUUUUAAAAAAAUACUCUAUCAAAAACUGUAGGAAAAAAAAUGGUGUUAUCAUUUAAAAAAAAGUAAGUUGUAUUGCGCAUGUGCAUACCAAAAAGGUUAAAAAUUUGAUUUAAGCCCUAUUUCACUGACGCGAAAAAAUAUGAUACAGGUUAUAAAUUAUGAUUAAAUCAUAUGAUUUAGUACUUAGGUAAUGAGUAACCUACCAUUGUAUAUAUAUUAUUAUGUUCAGUUUCCGUACAGUUCAGGGCCUAUUUUUGUGUGUAAUAUGGAAUUAUAAAAUGUGUAGUGUUAUAAAAAAAAAUGUUUCAAAACUAUGUUUUGUUUUUAUAUUAUAUUUUAAUUUUUAAACGAAUUUAGAAAAAGUAUAUCGAAGAAAUUCGAUCAAAUAUAAAGUAUUUUAAAAUUUGUUAUUUAUUAUUAUGAUGUUUUAAAACUUGUUAUCUUAAUGCGUGGUAGAAUUCGUUACUGACUUUGAAUAAGGAAUUAAAUCCAGAGGAACGUUAUUUAAUCAAAUUUGUUGAAAAAAUAAUGUAUAAAUAAAGUACAAACUAGUUAUGUAUAUACAUUAUGUAAUAUUUUUUUUUAAGUUUACUUAUUACAUUACUCAUAAAUUUCUCAUUUAUAAAUUUUAUACCUGGAAAUAUUUGUGAAAAAAAAAAAUUUUAAACAACUAUAAAUGGUAGAAAAAUUAGUGAAAUAACUAUAAUUAAGAGUAUGGCGGCAAAUUGUAUUUUGUUGCUAUGAAUAUAUGGUCUAAACUAAAUACCUACGUGCUGCCCUUAAAAUGUGAAUAUAUAAGAGGUAUUCACUAUAUACACCUAGAACCGAGGAUAGUAUACAUAUGAUAUAAGUGCCAAUUUGUAAUUAAUUUAUAAUAAUUAGAUGAAUGGUAAUUAUUAAUUUCAAAUAUGCGUUAGCUAAAUAACUUACAAAAGUAACAUUAAUAGAAAAAGUAACUAACACGUAAUACCAACUAUAUUACAUAGGUACCUACUGCUAUAUUAGUUAACUGGAUUGUCAAGUUAACUAAACCUAUAUACAAUAAAUCGACUAAGGUUACCAACUAAAUAUCGAUAAUGCUAAAAAGUUAUACCCAGUGACGUAAUCAAGGGUUUUAGGGAGUUAUAACUUCUCCCUGAAAUAUCUUGGACAUUUUUUCAAAUUGUAUAAGUUAUAAGAUGUUCUUUAAGUGGGUUACCUUUUUUAUUUUUUCAGUGUAAAUUCUUUAUUAUGAUUUUGAAAAAACGGAAAAUCCUGUUAGUCAUACAAAUAAUAUUAAAUUAUUAAGAAGACAUGAUAACCCCCCCCCCUUAUCCGAUUAAAAUAAUGUUACCCUUCUGAUCUGCCUAUAAAAUUUCCAGUUAAUCGCUAUCGUCUAUUGCAGUACUAUAGCCAGAAAAAAAAAUUCCUGGAGGGGGAACACACUAAUGAUUUUUAUUGUAACCUACUAUUUUUUAAAAUGGUAAAAUACACCAAAAAAAAAAAACCCUGAAAUAAUCAAUGAACUUCAGGGAGGGAACUUGUCCCCAAUGCCACCGUGAUAAUGAUACUGGCCUAUCAGAUAUACCCGUGUGCAAAAGAUGAAUGCAGUAAUAUUUUGAGUAUAUGUCUACUUUAUCGUGUAAAAAUUUUCUGGAUCUUCAAGAAGAUUAAAUAUUAUUUAUGUAUGACGAAUGUAUACUGUAUGUAUCAUGUAUGCGUAAGUAUAGUGCUUACCAAUGAAAAAUAUACAUUUUAAAUUCGAAGCAUAGCGAGAAAUCUAAUAGGAAAUUGGUUUUACUGACAUAAAUAUGAAUAUGAACCAUUUUAUAAACGUAUUGAAUUUUAUCUGGACCCUUAUGUUCAAAUUGUUAUUAUUGAACAUAGACAAUUACAAAAAAAAGUUAAAUAUAAUAAUAUAUUUCCUGAAAUAGUCAUCGAUGCUUUAUGUUUAUGUAGUAAAUUCAUUUUUCCGGAUAUUUAUCAUGUUUUGAUUUACUGAAGAUAUUAUACACCAUACCCAGUAUCUAAGUCGACUCCUGAAAGAACAUGUCCAUGUAUGAAAAGACCGAAACCCUAUCUAAGGAACAUCAUGAGUGGGUAAUAUUAAUAAGUAUUGAUGAUAUGAUGAUAAGUAAGAUGACAUUAUUUUUCUUAAUAUAUAGAACUGUCUCAAUGGAUUAACCUUAAUAGCACUUUAUAAAGAAGUAGAUAUGAUACUGAUGAAAUCCUUGAUUUUAUAGCACGAAAGUCAAGAAAAAUAGAUAUAAUUUUUUAAAUAAUUAAAUUCAUUAUAUACGUAUUGGAAUUUAAUUCGUAUUUAAUCGGUAUUAUGGUGGUGUGGGAAUAUAGCUCCAAGACUUAUAUUACAAAUAAUUUGUAAACCUCCCCCCCUCCAACGGAAAUUCCUGAAAAUGCCAAUUUCCUGAGGUGUGCCUAUCAUUUGUACGCAAAAAUCGCCCUAAUAAAAACCCUGUUGCAGGUAACAUAAUGACAAUUUCAUACAUAGCCGGCACGACGGCCGGCAGCUUGUUCGCCUACGUGCUGGACAAGAUCAUACACUUCGAGUACGACUGGACAGACGACGAACACGUUUUCGGCGGUCACAAUGAUUUUAGCGCGGACCCGGAACCAACGACCGUGAUGACAUCGCUGAACAACAAGUCCAUUAUAUAUUUUACAGCACCGUAAUUUCAAUAACUCCACGGACGUCAUCGAAUUCUCAUAAAUUCCCGGAAUAGACGAUAAUAUAUAAUGUAUUGAUAUAUUAUUGCGAAUUUAUGAUAUUAAACUAGCGAUUUUAAUAGAAGAAAAAAAGGUGUACAUUAGGUAGGUAUACAUAUUAUAUUUAUUCACAUAACGUAUAGGUACCGUAGUGCCUACUAUCUACCGAAAUGGGUUAACAUUCCUUUUUACUUUUCGAUUUUUAACAGUCUACGUUUUUUUAACAUUGACGUAGGUGUGUACCUAUGUAUAAUGUAUAUAAUAUGUAUAUAUUGCCAAUUUUUAACCCUACUUUUCUUCGUCUUAUUGUGUUCAUUGAUUAUUAAUUACUGCUAAUUUUAGUUCUUAUUUGUAAUUGUAACCAUUGGGCUACCAGCCCGUACCAUUGAUUAAUAUAAAUAAAUAAUAAAAUAUUAUAUAUUGGGCUAGUGUACAAAAAUGCAAAAUCAAACAUUUUGAACUAAUUAGUUAUUUAUGUGUGUAAAAUCAAUAAACAACUAUUACGUCGAGAAAAAAACAAGUAUAGGAAAACAACGAGAGUACCUACUUACCUAUAGAGUAUAGACAAUAGAGCUUAAAUAUCAUUGGGUUAGCAAACGUUAAAGUGUGUUUAUUUGGGUCCAGGCCAAAACAAUCGAAAUUCCGACAGUUAAAAUUUUUCUUAUGAUUUAGUUCAGCUUUACAUCGAUCCUCUCCCUAAUAAAUUUAACCGGGAAUUUACGUCAUGUAACAUUUAACAAGCAAUAUAACACAAAUCUGUGUAGGUUACUACUGGCUACUUCCGUGUUCCAAUAUAGUAAUCACACUACUAAUACUCAAAAUUAGUGAUGUAGUCAGAAAUUUUAGUUGAAAGUACAAUUUUUAAAACUAUUUAAAUAUGAAUGCUUUAAAUGUGAAAAAGAAUCAAAAUAUGUAAAUAUGUAUACUUAUACAAAUCCUAGUUAUUACACCCUUUUUAUUAAAUAUUUAUUUAAAAAUCAUGAACAACUAAAAUAAAAUGUCUUGUACUUUGCAC
Molecule: messenger RNA, 12838 nt
Organism: Cinara cedri
Lineage: Eukaryota; Metazoa; Arthropoda; Insecta; Hemiptera; Aphididae
Source: the annotation of a GenBank genome assembly